Scomber japonicus (chub mackerel) is the source of this 2126-nucleotide messenger RNA. It is a transcript of the gene fgf13b, whose product is annotated as fibroblast growth factor 13b. Gene Ontology annotation, biological process: cell differentiation; fibroblast growth factor receptor signaling pathway; positive regulation of gene expression. The coding region runs from base 198 to 800 and encodes 200 amino acids. Lineage: Eukaryota; Metazoa; Chordata; Actinopteri; Scombriformes; Scombridae. The record is from RefSeq and is a predicted model, not a curated record. Gene Ontology annotation, molecular function: growth factor activity; fibroblast growth factor receptor binding. Gene Ontology annotation, cellular component: cytoplasm. The transcript has 5 exons.
CGGGCUGUGUAGAGCGAGGCAGAGAGGGACUCAUAGAAGAAGGGACGGGACAGAAAGAGGGCGAGACUUAAGACUGCCAUACGGUGGAAGAAAAAGAAAAAAGAAAAACAGAGGAGGAUGAAAAAGUAAAACCGUGACCCUGCAACUCUCACCCGAAGUUUGAUUUUCAACAAGAACAGCGGCGGCGGUGAAGCUCCAUGAGUGGAAAAACAAAAGGCAAAGAGGAUAAAGACCAUGCCGCCAAAGAGCCCCAGUUAAAGGGCAUUGUGACCAGGCUUUCCAGUCGCCAGGGCUUCCAGCUGCAGAUGCAGCCUGAUGGCACCAUUGAUGGAACCAAGGAUGAAGACAGCACCUUUGCUGUGUUCAACCUGAUCCCAGUGGGGCUUCGUGUGGUGGCCAUCCAGGGCGUCCAGACCAAGCUCUACCUGGCGAUGAACAAUGAAGGAUUUCUCUACACCUCUGAACAUUUUACUCCAGAGUGUAAGUUCAAGGAGUCAGUGUUUGAGAACUACUAUGUCACUUACUCCUCCAUGCUGUACCGGCAGCAGGCCUCAGGCCGGGCCUGGUACCUGGGACUUAACAAGGAGGGUGGAAUCAUGAAGGGGAAUCACGUCAAGAAGAACAAGGCCUCCGCACACUUCAUACCGAAACCGCUCAAAGUGGCCAUGUACAGGGAACCGUCCCUCCAUGAUUUGACAGAACUCUCACGGUCAGGCAGUGGCACGCCGACCAAGAGUCGCAGCGCUUCGGCCCUACUUAACGGCGGAGGCAAGUCGCCAAGCAACAAUGACUUAUCCUAGCCCCCGCACCCCUCACACCUACACACGCACACACACACACACACACACACACAAACACACACAAACACAUAAACACACGCACACAUGCACAGAUCUCAGGCCGACAUGCCCACACAUUAGGCUGGUGAGGGGUUAGGAGGAGGUGAGGAGAAGAGGAAGGAGGACCGGAAUGUUUUCUUCCACUUCACGGAGCCCACUGUGACUGACUGUGAUGUAAAUAAACCAAGGACAAUCAAUCCGUCUAACUCUGCUGCUCUGGUCUGCAGAGGGACAGGACCUGUGAAUCUCUUCCCUUGACUACUCUUCCUGCUGUAUUAUAUCCAUAGUGAACAAGGGAGGGAGAGAGAGAAAUGAGGGAUAGUAAGAGUCAGUCAGUCACACAGUCAGAUAAACAGACUGUUACAGAGAACCAAAGAGUCCAAGUAUUAACUUAGUUAUUGCUAUGAAAAGACAAGGCAAGAAAGUUACAGAAUGACAGAAAGGAAUGAAGAAGGUCUUUAUCUAUUCUACUGUACGCUAUGUUUACACAGAGCUCAUGGGGUUAAGUCAUAUUUUUAAAAACGAACGUAAUCCUUGUACACUUAUAAGGAUCGAUCAUUUGUUUGCAUGCAGGUGCGCCUGUGUGUGUGUGUGUGCGUGAGUGGUCGAGUACAUGCUGUGCUUGCAGUAGGUGAGUUGCGUGUGUGUGGGCAAGUGAGAGUGAGAGUGUGCGCACGCAUGUGACUGGGGGGGGAUUUUACCUUUUUAAGAUCUGUUGUAUAUCAGGCUAACCUCCUGAGGGCUUUAGCAGGUUAAAAUAAGGUUUACUGUAUAUGCUUCCAUGCUUACUUCUUACGAGCAAUGCUGUUCAUCUUUCCGUUUGUCGUUGUUGUCCCUUGCUGUUUGUUUGUUUGUUUGUUGUUGCAUGGAAGCUUGUGGACCUCUGCUCAGUAGCAGCAUGCUGAAGGUCCUUUUUUUCUGGUCAAAAGUGUUCCUGACCAAAAGAGAACACUAGUGAGCCAAUAGUGUCAUACCAUAACACUAGUGAACCAAUGUGAGGGUGUUAGAACACUACUGGACCAAUAGUAUUGCACCAGAUUAUGAGUGGACCAAUGGUGUUGGACCAGAACUUUGGUGAACCAAUGGGAGCACAGUUUAACUUAAUAUUUUGGUUCCUGCUGUGGACAAACUAGAAAUGCACUAAAUAAACUCUUUCUAAACAAGUUAAGUGACUGUCUUGUCUUAUUUGUUAUUUUUAUUAAUGUGGACCUCCUGAUGCUGUGCUGAAAAGCUUCAAGUCUAGUUAACAGUAUUUGAAUAGUAGAUAACUGUUCCUGUCACUUCAUU